AUGGAUUCUACUCACCAUCUGAGCAGAACAAAUGAGACUCCACUCGAUGGUCCUACUUCCUUCAGAAGAUUGGUUGGAAGGCUACUGUAUCUCACUACCACACGUUCUGAUAUAUCAUUUGCAAUACAACAGCUCAGUCAAUUCAUUUCUCACCCACUUGACACUCACAUGGCAACAACUACCAGGAUUCUUCGCUACUUAAAGGGUGCCCCUUCCACUGGUUUAUUCUUUUCUUCUGCAUCUGAUUUUCAUGUUCGUGCAUUCAGUGAUUUAGAUUGGGCUUCAUGUCCUGAUACCAGACGCUCCAUUACUGGUAUUUGUAUUUUUAUUGGUUCAUCCCUCGUCGCUUGGCGUUCAAAGAAGCAGCCUACAGUCUCACGAUCAUCUUCUGAAGCGGAAUACAGAGCUUUGGCAAGUUUAUCAUGUGAACUUCAAUGGUUCUAA
Messenger RNA from Gastrolobium bilobum, 444 nucleotides. RefSeq lists its product as uncharacterized. The record is from RefSeq and is a predicted model, not a curated record. Bases 1 to 444 code for a protein of 147 amino acids. The transcript has a single exon. NCBI's taxonomy places the organism in Eukaryota, Viridiplantae, Streptophyta, Magnoliopsida, Fabales, Fabaceae.